This is a messenger RNA of Mytilus californianus (California mussel), 2480 nucleotides long. Its product is annotated as mRNA-capping enzyme-like. The record is from RefSeq and is a predicted model, not a curated record. The transcript has 18 exons. Gene Ontology annotation, molecular function: mRNA 5'-triphosphate monophosphatase activity; protein tyrosine/serine/threonine phosphatase activity; ATP binding. Gene Ontology annotation, biological process: 7-methylguanosine mRNA capping; protein dephosphorylation. NCBI's taxonomy places the organism in Eukaryota, Metazoa, Mollusca, Bivalvia, Mytilida, Mytilidae. Bases 121 to 1713 code for a protein of 530 amino acids.
CAUCAAGGGAAGCAACUGCUGUUGGAAAAAAUUACAGUAAAACGCUUUUCUUGGAAUUAACAACUUUGAUCCUUUAUUUAUCUAGUGUAAAAUGGACCUUUUAGAGAAGAGUAUUUAAUCAUGAGCUACAAGAAUAAGAAAAAGCUAGGACCACCUCCUCGAUGGAUUGACUGUCCCCGUAAAGGUCAACUUAUUGAUAAGAAAUUUUUACCAUUUAAGACCCCACUAGACAAAAGAUAUGAAGACCAGAUUCCUGAAUACAGUUGUUUUACAUUGGACCUGUUGUUUAAUUCACUUAAAUCCAUGAAGCUAAAAAUGGGUUUAUUAAUAGAUUUAACAAACACCAACAGAUUUUAUAACAAAGAUGAAGUUGAGGAGAAAUUUGAAUGUAAAUAUGUCAAACUGCAGUGCAGAGGACAUGGUGAGUCUCCCGAUGUUGAUCAGACCAGCACAUUUAUUGACAUAUGUAGCAGAUUCAUUUCACAAAAACCAUUAGAAAUUAUAGGUGUUCAUUGUACACAUGGUUUCAACAGAACUGGAUUUCUUAUUAGUUCAUAUCUUGUAGAAAAAAAUGAUUGGAGUGUAGAUGCAGCUGUACAGACAUAUGCUACUCAAAGGCCUCCUGGCAUUUAUAAACAAGAUUAUCUUAAAGAAUUGUUCUCACGAUAUGGGGAUGUAGAUGACACGCCCCCUGCACCACCCCUUCCUGCAUGGUGUAAUGAGACCGAAUCUCAGAAUGUAGAUGAUGAUGGACUUGAAAUAAGCAAAAGCAGCAACUACAGUGGACCAAAACGGGGUCCAAAACGAGAAUUUGUUAAAAAGGAUGCCAAGUUUGUGGAGGGUGUGAUGGGUGUAUCACAGUUAAAGUUACAACCUAGACUGGCUGAGGUUCAAAGAAAAGUUCAAGAGUUAUGUGCCUGGAAAAGUAAUGGUUUCCCAGGAUCUCAACCUGUUUCCAUGGAUAUCAAUAAUUUAGAUUAUCUUAGAAAAAAAGAAUAUAAAGUCAGCUGGAAGGCUGAUGGUACAAGAUUCAUGAUGUUAAUUGAUGGUGCUAAUGAGGUUUACAUGAUUGACAGAGAUAAUGCAGUAUUCCACGUCCCAAAUCUACACUUCCCCUAUCGUAAAGAUUUAAGUAGAACUUUAAAGGAUACGCUAGUAGAUGGGGAGAUGAUUUUAGACAAAGUGGAUGGCAUUGAUGUACCUAGAUAUUUGAUUUAUGAUAUCAUCUAUUUCAUGGGUCAAGAAGUUGGCAAGACUGAUUUCCGAACGCGGUUAGUUUGUAUAGAGAAAGAACUCAUUGGAACCAGACAUGCAAAGAUGAAGACUGGAGAAAUUGAUAAGGCAAAAGAACCAUUUAGCGUUCGGUUAAAACCUUUCUGGGAUGUCUCAGUUUGUAGGAAGGUUUUAGAUGGAAGUUUUGCGAGUCAGGUUAGCCAUGAAGUGGAUGGUUUAGUAUUUCAGCCUGUUCCAGACCCUUACUGUCCAGGAAGGUGUAUGGAAGUGCUGAAAUGGAAACCUCCUGAACUUAACUCUAUAGAUUUUAAACUAAAAAUAGCAAAGGAAAAUAAACCAGGAAUGUUACCUGAGACAAAAGGCUAUCUUUAUGUGUUAGGACAAGACAACCCUUUAGCUGAAAUGAAGGUGAGUCUACUGAAUAAAGGGGGAGGGGAAAGGCUAUCUUUAUGUGUUAGGACAAGACAACCCUUUAGCUGAAAUGUAGAUGAGUCUACUGAAUAAGAGAGAGGGGAAAAGGACAUAAUUUCCCUUCCUUUCACCUCCCACUUUUAUUCAAUAAAGAUGAGUCUAAAGAAAAUGAUUUGAUGGGGAAAGAUAGAUAAUUAUUUCCCUUUCCUUUACCUCCCACUUUUAUGCCAUAAAGAUAAGUCCAAAGGAAAUGGAUUGUUGUGGAAAGACAGCCAUUAUUUCUCUUCCCUUUAACCACCACUUCCAUCUAAUUAAGGUCAGGGUAAAGGAAAGGUGUGAUGGGGAAAAAAGUAGUUAUUUUUCUCCCAAUAUUCCAAUAUUUUCCAUUACAAUGUACUAUCCAAUGAAGGCGAGUCAUUUUCACACUGCUCCUUUUACAUCUGCUUUUACAUUUUAUACCCAGUUCCCUGUUUUCUGUCUACUAGGUUAACAAUUUUAAUUCAUAAUCAUCUCUUUAUUUUCUUCAGUUAUCAUAUCAUUGUGUCUAAUAUUAUGAUGAUCUUUAAAAUUUUCAGUUAUUCCCCACCUAUCAAACAAAGUUUUUGUGGGUAUAUAGGAAUCACCCUGUCUGUUCGUUUCAUCUGUCCAUGUGCCUUGUCAGCACAAUUUCUUCUAACUGGCUAGACAGAUAUUAAUUAAAAUUUUACACAGCUGUAGAACUACCUGAGUAUGUACAUAAUAAAGGGGAGAUAAUCUAAUUCAGGAUAUUAAUAGUAUUGCUAGGCUAGGGAUAUCACUAUUGAAUGCAAUUGAAAAUAUGCUUCUCUAAAACCACU